This is a messenger RNA of Glarea lozoyensis ATCC 20868, 1464 nucleotides long. Its product is annotated as FAD/NAD(P)-binding protein. Gene Ontology annotation, cellular component: cytosol; nucleus; cytoplasm. Gene Ontology annotation, molecular function: GDP-dissociation inhibitor activity. Lineage: Eukaryota; Fungi; Ascomycota; Leotiomycetes; Helotiales; Helotiaceae. The record is from RefSeq and is a predicted model, not a curated record. The coding region runs from base 1 to 1464 and encodes 487 amino acids. Gene Ontology annotation, biological process: protein geranylgeranylation; vesicle-mediated transport; small GTPase-mediated signal transduction. The transcript is spliced from 4 exons.
AUGGAAUCUUUGAGCGACACCAGAUGGGAUGUCGUGAUAUCGGGUACAGGACUGCGGCAUUCGCUGCUAGCCUUAGCUCUAUCCCGCUCCAAUAAAAAGAUAUUGCACGUCGACGAGAAUGAUUAUUAUGGCGGCCCUGAAGCUGCUUUUAGCUUGCAGGAAGUUGAUGAGUGGGUAGAGGAGCUCGGGAAAGCUCCCACGUCGACACUCUUCCGAAAUGCAAGCAUCUGGAAGUCCGAGGAGGAAACGUCAACAGACUCACCAACGCUCUCAUUCUCACGGGCAUACACCCUCACACUGUCACCUCAAAUCAUCUACACCAAGUCGAAACUUCUCUCGCGGCUUGUAUCGUCAAAGGUUUACCGCCAGCUUGAAUUUCAGGCAGUGGGCAACUGGUGGAUCUACAACGCCGAAGAGGCAGUGCUGAAACGCUUGCCCAACGGAAGAGAGGAUAUAUUUCAGGACAAAAACAUCGAUAACAGAGCCAAGCGUAAUCUUAUGAAGUUUCUGAAGUUUGUUGUCGACUAUGAGAAUCAAACAGAUGUUUGGGAAGCCCAAUCUGAGAGCGGCCUGGAUAUCUUUCUCUCUUCGAAAUUCAACUUCCCUGCUCAUCUGCAAAUCGUCAUCACAGCACUGACUUUGUCGCUCGCACCACCGAGUGAGACAUCGGUCAAGUGGGCUCUUCCACGAAUUGCACGGCACUUGACAUCCAUUGGCCUCUUCGGACCGGGAUUCGGUGCUGUUGUGCCAAAGUGGGGUGGGGGGGCAGAGAUAUCACAAGUUGCGUGUCGAGCUGGCGCAGUCGGGGGUGGCGUAUACGUUCUUGGUACCGGCAUUGAAAAUGUGAAAGUUGUCGAAGCUGAAGAUACAGAAUCCCCAGCGUUUCACUUAGCCUUGUCAAAUGGCGAGGCUGUCGGUACCAAGCUUUACGUCCACGAAGCCACUGACAAAGACAAUGGCGGAAUCACGACAGUCUCGAAAGCCAUCUCGAUCAUCUCAUCCUCAGUACCAUCUCUGUUUCGAAGCACCGUUGAAGGCUCACCGCUUGCAGCAGUGUCUGUUGUCGUCUUCCCACCAAUGUCACUUCAGAUUGCAGAUGGUAUCCAAUCCGAUCCCGUCUAUAUCAUGGUUCACUCGAGUGAAACAGGUGAAUGCCCUGCUGGCCAAAGCGUUCUAUAUUCAACGACCAAAUCCUCCAGCCUCAGUAAGAUUGUAUUGCAGGCAGCUCUCGAAAGUCUGAUGAAUAGAGUCCCCAACCAGGGCAAGCUGCUUUACACAUUGUACUAUGAGCAAACAGCACCAUCUGGAUCGCCACUCGACCUUUCUUUCGAUGAUCAGCUGCUCGAACAAGUCGAAGCUCAGUGGCGUGAGGUCAUGGCAGAAAAAGCAAACGAAGAAUCAUUCAUGCAAUUCGAGGAGAGAAAGGGCAUGGAGGCUGAAGAGGAAGACGAUAAUGAUUAUUGA